Messenger RNA from Hylaeus anthracinus, 528 nucleotides. Its product is annotated as decapping and exoribonuclease protein-like. Gene Ontology annotation, biological process: NAD-cap decapping; nuclear-transcribed mRNA catabolic process. The record is from RefSeq and is a predicted model, not a curated record. The transcript is spliced from 2 exons. NCBI's taxonomy places the organism in Eukaryota, Metazoa, Arthropoda, Insecta, Hymenoptera, Colletidae. Gene Ontology annotation, molecular function: mRNA 5'-diphosphatase activity. Gene Ontology annotation, cellular component: nucleus; cytosol. Bases 148 to 528 code for a protein of 126 amino acids.
AUUUAUCGUUAUUUAUCUCUGGAUGAAAAUGAUAUCAUCAAAGGUAAUAAGCAGUAGUAAAUGCUGGUAGAUAGUAUAUAAGCACUUGUUAGAAGCUAAAGUGUGACCAAAUACAGAUAUACAGUAUAAGUACAAAAGCUUUUUAUAAUGUACAAAAUAUUAAAAAUCGGCCGUUUAAACGGACCAGCUGAACACUUCACCAAACCACAGAUUGUUGGUCAUUAUAGUAUUAACGAUGCAAGAGAAUAUUGUAAUGAUUUAUCACAACUAAAGUAUUACAAAAAACCGUUGAAUCCUGAUAAUGUUAAUUUUAAUCUUGAUGAUAAUGAAGAUACGAUAGUUACACCAGAAGACGAAAAUACUAAGUUAGAUGAUUUAUUACGACGGAUGUCGGAAAAUUUUGAUCAACUUAAAAGACAAAAUUUCGACAAUGAAAAUGAUCGGUGGUUGGAACCAGAAAUUGUUUGUUGUCGCGGUUUGUUAAAAGCUGUGAUGGCUACACCAUACAAGAAAAGAGAUGAAAUUUAA